AGAAAAUGAAAACUUAUAAAGAACACAAAUGAUGGAGUACAUAAAAAUUAGUUAUAGAGAUGUGGGUUCUCCACAUGGUAGGAUUCCACAACCCUAAAAAUCCCCAUGGCUUUCUCCCUCCCUUCCUCAAUUUCUCCUUCUUCAAUACCAUACUCCCCCACAGCAUUAUAAUGGCUAGUCACCACACAAGCACAUCCUUCUCCAUCGCCCUCAAACUUGACCUCAUAAGAAAUGGAUUCGAUUUUUUCACAUAGAGGUUCGCCCUCGAUCAUCGUGUACUUGCACAAGAGGUUCGCUUCAUCGAGCUCGUCGAUCCGAUUCCUCACACAUUUCAUGUUAGCAC
Molecule: messenger RNA, 343 nt
Organism: Linum tenue
Lineage: Eukaryota; Viridiplantae; Streptophyta; Magnoliopsida; Malpighiales; Linaceae
Source: the annotation of a GenBank genome assembly